Stegodyphus dumicola is the source of this 666-nucleotide messenger RNA. RefSeq lists its product as uncharacterized. Lineage: Eukaryota; Metazoa; Arthropoda; Arachnida; Araneae; Eresidae. The record is from RefSeq and is a predicted model, not a curated record.
AUGGUGGGAAGGCUGAUUAGAAUUAUAAAGGACAUGUUGAAGAGUAUUUUAGGCAGGACAAGCUUAGAUUAUGAAGAAUUACUCACUGUGUUAUAUGAAGUUGAAAAUGUUAUCAAUUCCCGUCCUUUGACAUACAUAUUGGAAGACAUUCAAAAUUUAAUGCCUUUAAAUCCAAAUAAGUUUUUAAGGGACAAUGUAGAAGGUUCAACGAUUGAAUUUGAUCACAUAAAUGGAACAGAGUUGAAUAAAUGUUGGCAGUAUUUUCAGAAACUUGGAGAAGAUUUAAGAAAAAGAUUCAGAGCUGAAUACUUAGGACAACUUAAAAAUUCUAAGAAAGCCAGUAAAAUCAAGGAACAAGUGAAAUUAGGAGAUAUAGUUUUGGUUGGGAAUGAAAACAGCAAACGGAUUGAUUGGCAGCUAGGAAGAAUAAUUAAGCUGUAUCUAGGGAAGGAUAGACAUGUUCGUGGUAUUCAAGUAAAAACAAGGAAUGGUGACAUAGUAAGACCCUUGCAGAAUAUUUAUCCUUUAGAAAUGAGUGAGCAAGCAAAGAAAAUGACGGUUUUGCAGUCUAUUCCGAAUGGAAGAGUCAAAGCAGACCUGAAAUCUCCACCAGUUACUUCCAGGAGUGGGCGAAUAAUACAUAAGCCAAAGAGAUUUGUUCUGUGA